This is a messenger RNA of Oikopleura dioica, 1185 nucleotides long. The record is from the annotation of a GenBank genome assembly. Lineage: Eukaryota; Metazoa; Chordata; Appendicularia; Copelata; Oikopleuridae.
AUGGUAUCAAGUAUGACUUCCAUCUCCUACCGAGUGGAAUCACGCACGAAAAAAAGUAAAGCAUUGAUGGGCCCUGGAAUGGUGAUUCACUUACCCGGUCUUUUUGCCGAAAUCGAAAGCAACGUCGAAAAGGGAUUGAAAGGAUGGGAAGAUAGACUACUCAUCUCCGAUCGCGCCCACUUGGUCAUGGACUAUCACCAGGCGCUGGACGCCGGGAACGAGACGAGGAAGGGAAAAGAGGCGAUUGGAACUACAAAGAAAGGCAUUGGCCCAACUUACGCUAAUAAGGCGAGCAGAACUGGCGUGAGGGUUGGCGAUCUGGUUAACAAUUUUGAGGGCUUUGUUGAUCGAUUCCGAGCGGGAGCUCAAGUUGCGAUGCUCAACUUACCUGGACUCGAUAUUGAUAUUGAAUCGGAAAUCGCUCGAUACAAGGAAUACGCGGAGAAAAUUCGCCCACUUGUGGUGGACUCUGUUUCAUGGCUUACUGAACGAACUCGAUCAGCAGAAGAAAUCAAUAUCCUGGUAGAGGGAGCGAACGCAACAAUGCUCGAUCUAGACCACGGAACUUACCCAUUUGUCACCUCAAGCUCAUGCUCCAUUGGCGGCGUCUGCACGGGGCUCGGUUUGCCACCUUGCGCGGUCGGCGACGUUUUUGGCGUCGCAAAGGCGUAUUGUACUCGCGUUGGCGGGGGACCUUUCCCAACCGAGCUGGAAAAUGAGAUUGGGGAGAAGUUGCAAAAGCAAGGCGGAGAGUUCGGAGUCACUACCGGACGACCAAGACGAUGCGGAUGGCUCGAUCUUGUUCAACUUGACUACGCAGAUCAGAUCAAUCAUUUCACAGCGUUGGCGAUAACCAAAUUGGAUGUCAUGGAUAACUUUGAGACAGUAAAGGUUUGCGUUGGCUACAAAAAUAGCGGGACCGGAGACAAAGUGACCUGUAUGCCCGGGCAGAUUAAACAGCUCUCACAAGUGGUGCCAGUUUAUGAGGAAUUCCCUGGCUGGAUGAGUGAUACGACUAAAUGUGAAACGUGGGAAAGUUUACCCGAAAAAGCAAGAACGUAUAUCAACUUCCUCGAAAAGUUCCUGAAGAUCCCAAUUCGAUGGAUCGGCGUCGGCCCGGCGCGUGAAUCCAUUAUUUUCCGCUCCGGAGAAGUUUCUUUCGCCAAUACUGGUGCCGAGCUCUAA